Messenger RNA from Diaporthe amygdali, 675 nucleotides. RefSeq lists its product as uncharacterized. The transcript has 5 exons. Bases 1 to 675 code for a protein of 224 amino acids. The record is from RefSeq and is a predicted model, not a curated record. NCBI's taxonomy places the organism in Eukaryota, Fungi, Ascomycota, Sordariomycetes, Diaporthales, Diaporthaceae.
AUGGACGAGGCCCCGAUCCCACGAGAGAUCAAGCUCUACCUGUCCACCGGUAGCUUCCUGAAUGCGACGCGCCUCCCGGGGGAGAUGGCCGAUGACGAAUGGGCACACUACAAGAUCCAGUGCAGGGGCCAGGACCACAUCCUCCCCAAACUCGUCAACACCAUCCGCGAUGACCUCGAGCGCUCGAUCCUCCUCCGGAUGACCUACCUCGAGGGCGAGAACCCCACGAUGAAGCUUCAUGGUUUCCUCCAGGGCCCUGGGCGGCCACGGGCGCGUCAAGAGCAGCGGGACUGGUGCCACUGCUCUGAGGCGCUGUGGUGGCCUUCGCCCUUCAUCGAGUGUGCCGGGAUGCCCGCCUACAACCCGGUCGAGGCUCAUGUGGAACGAUUCCAAGGACAAUUCGCCGAGAAAAACCAAUCAAAAGGACAGUCGGAGUCAACAAGGGAUGGAGAGGGCUGCGGGAGGAUCAUCAAGGUUGCUUCAUGGAAGUUCCCACAAAAGACGAUCAUUUCAUAUGCUGACACCGUUCAGAAGGUGACAGUGGCGCCAUCGGUCACGCUGAGGACAAAGUAUAGGUCUGAGCCAGUCGUCUGGAACCGGGGCGACCUUACUGGCUUCCGAGCCAAAACUGAUCAUUCGCAAGUCACAAAAUGCAUUGCGGUAACGCGCCUGUGA